This is a messenger RNA of Xenopus tropicalis (tropical clawed frog), 921 nucleotides long. It is a transcript of the gene or5ar50, whose product is annotated as olfactory receptor family 5 subfamily AR member 50. Gene Ontology annotation, biological process: signal transduction; G protein-coupled receptor signaling pathway; detection of chemical stimulus involved in sensory perception of smell. The transcript has a single exon. The record is from RefSeq and is a predicted model, not a curated record. Gene Ontology annotation, molecular function: G protein-coupled receptor activity; olfactory receptor activity. Gene Ontology annotation, cellular component: membrane; plasma membrane. The coding region runs from base 1 to 921 and encodes 306 amino acids. Lineage: Eukaryota; Metazoa; Chordata; Amphibia; Anura; Pipidae.
AUGGAAAACCAAACAAUAGUGCAUAUGUUGGUUCUCACUGGACUGUCUGAUCUUCCGAGUCUUCAACUCCCUCUGUUCCUGGUGUUUCUCCUGAUCUACUUUAUGACUUUGAUUGGGAACCUUCUCAUUUGUCUCCUGAUCUUCACUGAUUCCCAUCUUCACACCCCCAUGUACUUCUUCCUUGGAACCCUGGCAUGUCUGGAUAUUGGUUACUCCUCAGUCACUGUCCCAAAAAUGCUCUUUGAUUUACUCACCCAAAAAAGGGUAAUUUCAAUGAAAAACUGUUUAACGCAAGUCUUCUUUUUUAUGUUUCUGGGUACAUCAGAGUUCUUUGUGCUGGCAGUGAUGUCCUAUGACAGAUACAUUGCCAUCUGCCGCCCUCUUCACUACAUGCAGAUAAUGAACUGGAAUGUUUGUGUCCAGCUUGUAUCCAGCAUGUUGGGUUUUUGUGCAGUACAUGCCUUGGUGCACACUCUUCUAUUAACUAAACUGACCUUUUGCAGGUCAGAAGCCUUGCAAAGUUUCUUUUGUGACCUGCCCCAACUGCUUAAGGCCUCCUGUAGUGACACAUUCAUUAAUGUAUUGAUUAUUUUUAUUUUUGUAAUAUUGUUCGGCGAUGUCAUUUUAGGGGUCACCUUUUAUCCCUAUAUCACUAUAAUCAGGACUGUUCUGAAAAUCCCAUCAAAGCACAUGAGAUCCAAAGCUUUCUCCACCUGUUUCUCUCACCUAACUGUGGUCUUUUUAUUUUACAGCACAAGUUUAUUUAACUACUUGCGGUCGAAUGUAAGUGAUCAACACUCAGAGGACAAAUUGGCCUCUGUAUUUUAUUCUAUAUUUACCCCCUUUUUGAAUCCUCUGAUCUACAGUCUGAGGAACCAGGAACUAAAAAUAUCCCUAAGAAAAGCUUUACAGAGAAAGUAA